CCAGAGGAAACCCGACAGCUAACGCCCACCCUGGAGGUCACAGUCACGGUAGCACAGAGGCUGCACAGGACAAGGGGCAUGACAGAGGACUAGCCCAUGCUGCAGAAUGGCCUUCUGGGAGUGUCUAGCUGCCAGGAUCUGGGAACCGCCCUGAGCUGAGAAUUUUUGAAGUCUCCUCCCUGCCGCUGUGAGUCAGGCUGGGCAAACACUUUCAGUUUUGUUUUCCUGUGUGCAAAGAAACGAAACUCCACAGAAGCACUGCAGGAAGCUUGACCAUGGAGGCUGACUUCCAAGUGUGCAGGAACUGCAAAAGAAAUGUGGCCUCUCUCCACUUCAUGCUCCACGAGGCCCACUGCCUGCGCUUCAUAGUCCUUUGCCCAGAAUGUGAAGAGCCCAUCCCAGAGUCAAAGAUGAAAGAGCACAUGGAAGUUGUGCACCAGCAGACCAAGGAAAGCCAACAGCACCCUGCCAAGUGCAAGUUCUGUGAGCUGGCCGUGCAGCUUAGCAAUCUGGAUGUCCAUGAGUCCCACUGUGGCAGCCGGACAGAGCAUUGUCCACACUGCAACCAGCCCAUCACACUCCAAGUACUGUCUCAGCACAAAGCCAUGUGUCUGAGUGCAAAGGGCAGGCCUGAGGAAGGGAAGAGAAUUGUAUCAUCUCCUGGAAGAAAAACCCGUUGUGAUCUUUGCAAACAAAUGAUUCCAGAAAAUACGUAUGCCUCCCAUAUGAAACAAUGUUCCGCCCCAAACACUGUGACACGUAUUCGGGAUGAAAGUAUAAUAGUCAUUCCUUCAACCCUUGCAUUUAUGGACUCUGGAAAUCGAAGAUCCACAGUGAGUAAAGAUGUUCGUCCAAAGACAAAAAAUAGAAACAGCUCAACAAAGCGAGAGACAAAAAAACAAAAUGGCACUGUGGCUCUGCCUUUGAAGUCUGGGCUCCAGCAGAGGGCUGAUCUUCCCACAGGAGACGAGACGGCCUAUGACACUCUCCAGAACUGUUGUCAGUGCCGAAUUUUACUUCCCUUGCCCAUUCUAAAUGAGCACCAGGUACUUUGUUCUCCUUGCAUCCCUAACUGCCUCCUCUCCUGUCUAGGAACCUGCUGCAGUGUCUUAAAGCACCCCAGCCUUGCUUCCCAAUGUGUGGCUCCUCCUGUGCCUCCUUCUGCUUCUGUGUCAUUGUGCAUUCUCUCGGCUAUCUGGUUUGUGUCACCUCUCAGUCACUGAGUAACCUUUGAAGGAAGGUCAAUCUAUCUCCUGUGUCUGCAUCUGUAUCAGACCCUACACUUGGCAAUACUCCAGGGCCACAUGAAUGAUGGAAGCCCAGGGCUGUCAGUGAACUCCCUCCAGGUGGAGAUAAGGCAGAAGGCCCUGACUCCAGAUGUGAAGGCGGCUGGUGGCUUGCCUCUAGCAUACCCAAAGCUGGCCUUUCUCAUCCUGAGUUUUCCACCCAAGGCUAUCUUCUUUUGCUAUGGGGUUUUGUUUGUUUUUGUUUGAUUAGUUGCUUAGGUUUUGUUUGGUUUGGUUUGGUUUUAUUGUUUGGUUUGGCUUGGGGUUUUUGUUUUCAUUUUUUCCAAAACAGAGUUUCUCUGUGUAUCCCUGGCUGUCCUGGAACUCUGUUUUAUAGACCAAACCGGCAUUGAAUGUAGAGAGCUCCACCUGCCUCUGCUUCCCUGGUACUGGGAUUAAAGAGUUCACUACCUCUGCUCUGCCAAAUGAUUGUUCCAAAUGAUUGUUUUGGGGCUUUUUGGGAGGGGUAGGGGAGGUUAAAAGGCAUUUGAAGAGGAAAGGGUUAAUUUCACCUUAGUGCUUGGGGAAGUCAGUACAGAACCCGGCGGCAGAAAUUGAUGCAGAGGUCAUGAAGGAAUGCUGCUUACUGGCUUGCUUCCUCCUCAUGGCUUGCUCAGCCUGGUUUCUUAUAGUGCCCAUGACCACCAGCCCACCAGAGGUACCGCCCACAACAAACCUCCUUACAGCAAUUAUCAGUCAAGAAAAUGCCACACGGAUUUGCUACAGGCCAAUGUGACAUUUUUCUCAUCUGAGGUCCCUCUUCCCAGAUGACCAUAGCUUGUGUUGAGUUAACAAAAACCUAAGCAACACACUCUGUCAGGUAGAGGGGUGAAUCCCUGUAAUCCUAGCACUCAGGAAAGGUAAGGGCGGCGGGGGCUAAAGGGUUAACUAAGUGGUUAAAGAGCUUGCUGUGCAAGCCCGAGGAUAUAAGUUCAAAUCUGCAGAUACCAUGCAAAAGCCAGGCACAGUGACUCACUCCGGAAACCUCAGGGUGCUCAGGGGACAGAGACAGGUGGGUCCCAGGGACUUUGCUGGCCAGCCUGUCUAGACAAAAUGUUGUGUUUAAGAUCAGCAAGAGACCCUAUCCCAAAACAAGGCAGAGACACAUCAAGAAAAGACAAGAAGAGUCACAUACCAAGAUGGCACUCUCUGGCCUUUACAUAUGGGAGCAUGGACCUUCAACCACAUAUUUGCCCACCACACAAAUUUUUAAAAAGGAAGACUGAAACAGGACUCUGAAUUUGAGGACAGUCUAGGCUACAUAGUGAAUUCAAGGCCAACUAAGUUAAAGUAAGACCCUGUGUCAAAAAUUAAGUAAACAAAGAAACAAACAAACAAACAAAUCAAUGGAGAAGGGAAGACUAGGUAAAUGGUUAGGUGGUAAAGCAUUUGUCCUUCAUGCAUGCAGAUGGCCUUAGGUUCAGUCUUCAGCAUCACACACGCACACAAGCUGAUUCUCCCCUCUUACUCUUCUCCAGUCACAUCCCUGAGGAAGCAAUUUCAGCAGCCUGUGGGUUCUCAACGGGAACCCUAUCAGCAAACACAGGGCUGAAUAGUCUACGGCCCACAUGUUAUCUUAGAAUAUUCAUUACUCUGCUGUUUGCCUCCCCCACCCCCAGAGGUGCAGUCCUUCAAAAACAGGAGAUCUCAAUAGUUUUUUUUUAAUUUCUUUAUGCAUUUAUGUUUUAUAAGAAUGACCUAAUUUCACCCUGAGUCGGGUGCUUCCGCACUUUUCUCCAUCUUUGUCAGACUUAGCAAGGAGAAGUACAAUAUGCCCCAACCAAACUUGAAUUUCAAAGAAAUGGGGACCAUUUUUUAAUCUCAGUAUGUCUGCAGACAUUGUAAGAGAUCUGCCAUUAUGGUCCAUUUUCAGUAUGAAAAUGUGUUUCAGUGUGAAAGUACAUCUAGAAGUACCUACUGAGUCCCAAGUAAGCAGGGGACACUGCCCUUGUCUGCCUCUGCCCGGAUGCUUCUUAGUUUAUGUCAGGGUUGAAAACAUUGCACAACUGAGCCCCUGCACUAGGAUAGAGAAGGCUCUCAAACCACCACCCACCACCACCACCACUUGGGGAGCCUAUGGUGGGCAGAAGUUUUUCACACUUGAGAACUAUAAAAACCACUUGUACCAAAUGGGAGCGCUAACCAUUUUUGCCCUUUCUGUAGAGACUGUACAAGGUUGUAAGUCACUUCAACUGCUUGCUUCUGUUUCGCUACUCUGAGUCUCCCAAUUCUUAUUAUGAGGGGGUGGGGGGGAUCAUUAUUUCUCACAUGGUGAUUCUUCAGGUCUCUGAAACAGAAAGUCAGUGAGUCAUCUGUAUUUUACCCGUGAGCCCUGAUACACCCAUAUACAAACACGAACCUUUGGGAGUGUUGAUAUACGCAUUCCUCCGCCCCUCAGUUCUGUGACUUGGCACUAACCAAGUAAACAACACGGCUCCCUAAUUCCAGUGGCUACACAGAGGAUGUACAUGCGUUUCUCCCCAUUCCCCUGUGAUGCCCACCUCCAUAAGGCACUACCCCAAGUCUUUAGUCACCCUCCCUGCUCAGAGUCUUUUCUAUACGGUCUCAAUCAGAGCACCACCACCCCUUGGUUCAGAACAAGGGACAGCAACACCCAGAGGGGGUGGUUCAGAAACUAGCAGCACCGUGUAACAAAGUGCUGGUGUAGCAUUCUAAAAAGCCCUGCCUUUGACAGCCCCUGUUGGUGGGGAAGACCAAUGACAGGAAAGCUAGAAAAUAGCUUAAUAACUUAGAUGUUGACGCUUUCUAACAUCUAUUUUCAUUU
Molecule: messenger RNA, 4071 nt
Organism: Mus musculus (house mouse)
Lineage: Eukaryota; Metazoa; Chordata; Mammalia; Rodentia; Muridae
Gene: Xaf1
Product: XIAP associated factor 1
Exons: 5
Coding region: 276-1223 (315 amino acids)
Biological process (GO): apoptotic process
Cellular component (GO): nucleus; mitochondrion; cytoplasm
Source: RefSeq, a predicted model, not a curated record